AUGAGCCUCUCGGCAUUCGUGAUUCCGGUAUUCCUCGACACCAACCAAACAGCCGACCAUAUGGUCCGACAAUGGGCUCGCCUUUACCACUAUGGGCAUAUCUAUCUACCUGCAUUAUGCGUCUCCACAACUGGGAUGUACCUGUUCGCUGCGCUGGGCAGGCGAGCCUCCAACAACGAGCAGUGGUCUCGGUACGCGCUAGCGGCGAUAUCAACCAUUACCAUGGUGCCGUUCACCUGGCUCCUCAUGACCCCGACCAAUAACACUUUGUUUCGGCUGGACGGGUCGGAUUAUUUUGUGGAACUAAGCCUUGUGCGAGGCCUUGUGGUGAAGUGGGCAUGGCUGCAUGUUACACGGUCCCUUUUCCCCCUUGUCGGAGCAAUUCUCGGCUUUACGACCCUCUGCCAAGAGUUCCGAUCGGGAUGA
Molecule: messenger RNA, 426 nt
Organism: Penicillium vulpinum
Lineage: Eukaryota; Fungi; Ascomycota; Eurotiomycetes; Eurotiales; Aspergillaceae
Gene: tpcL
Product: anthrone oxygenase tpcL
Exons: 1
Coding region: 1-426 (141 amino acids)
Source: RefSeq, a predicted model, not a curated record